Nannospalax galili (Upper Galilee mountains blind mole rat) is the source of this 1463-nucleotide messenger RNA. It is a transcript of the gene Otulinl, whose product is annotated as OTU deubiquitinase with linear linkage specificity like. Gene Ontology annotation, cellular component: cytoplasm. The coding region runs from base 83 to 1144 and encodes 353 amino acids. Gene Ontology annotation, molecular function: cysteine-type deubiquitinase activity. The transcript has 8 exons. Lineage: Eukaryota; Metazoa; Chordata; Mammalia; Rodentia; Spalacidae. Gene Ontology annotation, biological process: protein linear deubiquitination. The record is from RefSeq and is a predicted model, not a curated record.
ACUACGGGCUGCGGGAAGCGAGUUGGGUGGCCCGUGACGGACGGAGAGGGGCCGACGGUCCGCGGGUGGCAGCGCGGCCCGCAUGGCGGCGCCCAGGAGCGGCCCGCGGACGCGGGAACGGGCUCGGACCGACGCAGGUAGCGAUCAAGUUCACUCCUGGACACUAGUAACAAGCCAAGUCAUCAGUACGGCCUGGAGAAUAGCAACCGCCUCUGUGAUGGUGGCACUCUUGUUUCUGACAACUACCCUUGGCUACUUCAGAAGGUUGUACAUAUAUUUAGGCCACUGGCUGAAAUGGUGGAUUGGAUAUUUGCAGAGAAAAUUUAAAAGGAACCUCAGUGUGGAGGCAGAAGUUGAUUUGCUCAGUUAUUGUGCAAGAGCGUGGAAAGGCGAAACACCUCGUGCCAAACUGAUGAGGAAGGCUUAUGAGGAGCUGUUUUGGAGGCACCGUAUUAAAUGUGUUCGGCAAGUGAAGAGAGAUAACUAUGAUGCACUCAGAUCAGUGUUAUUUCAGAUAUUCAGCCAGGGCCUCUCUUUUCCGUCCUGGAUGAAAGAAAAAGACAUUGUUAAGCUUCCUGAAAAGCUGCUCUUUUCUCAAGGCUGUAACUGGAUCCAGCAGUACAGUUUUGGACCAGAGAAGUAUACAGGUUCAAAUGUGUUUGGGAAGUUACGUAAAUGUGUGGAACUAUUGAAAAUGCAGUGGGCUGAGUUUAGUGCCAUGAGAGAUUACCACAAGAGAGGGAACAUGUGCAACGCACUCUUCUCAGACGCCCUCCUAGAGUAUAAACUGUACGAAGCUUUGAAGUUCAUCAUGCUCUACCAGGUCACUGAAGUCUACGAACAAAUGAAGGCUAACAAGAUCAUCCCCGGUUUGUUCAGACUCCUGUUUUCCAGGGAGUCAUCUUCAGAUCCUUUGAGCUUCAUGAUGAACCACCUGAAUUCCAUUGGUGACACUUGUGGAUUGGAGCAGAUUGAUAUGUUCAUACUGGGAUAUUCGCUUGAGGUAAAGAUAAAAGUGUUCCGGCUGUUCAAGUUUAACUCCAGAGACUUUGCUGUCUGUUACCCAGAAGAGCCUCUUAAGGAGUGGCCAGAGAUCUCCCUGCUGACUGAGAAUGACCGCCACUACCACAUUCCCGUCUUUUAAGUUUGCCAUGGACUGGGCACCAGCUCUCAUCAAUGACAGUGGUCACAUUUUCAAGUAAAAUAUUUCUGAGAAACGAGUUACUGUUUCAACUUUGGAAGGAAUGACAACCUUCUCUGAACUUACAGGAACAAUGAGGGCAGGAUGCUUUGCCUUUCUCUUUCAGUAAAUUCCUGCAGAGCAACACUGAUCUACUGGAAGUUGGUGGGUUGACCUUGUUCAUAAGGAAUCUUUAAGACAGAAGGAACUUAAUAUGGACAAAAAUAGGAGAGAAAAGCAGGAACUUCUGUUCUUCAGUAACACUGCCAAUAUGGGAUGAUCA